Molecule: messenger RNA, 4299 nt
Organism: Chinchilla lanigera (long-tailed chinchilla)
Lineage: Eukaryota; Metazoa; Chordata; Mammalia; Rodentia; Chinchillidae
Gene: Tacr1
Product: tachykinin receptor 1
Exons: 5
Coding region: 616-1839 (407 amino acids)
Biological process (GO): positive regulation of flagellated sperm motility; G protein-coupled receptor signaling pathway
Cellular component (GO): plasma membrane; sperm midpiece
Molecular function (GO): substance P receptor activity
Source: RefSeq, a predicted model, not a curated record
GAGGUAGUGCUAACUCCCGAGCUGAGCAGGACCCAAGCCAAGAGGCGCCUGCCACGCUGCAGGCAGCGCGGCGGCAGCGGUAUCUGCGAAAGCGAAAAGACAAAUCUGCAGCUGAGCACGAGAAUCCCCUGAAUCCCGGCCAUCGAAUCAGAACUUUCAAAGGUAGCGCUGCGACGGGCCCUCCUUGUCCGCCUAAGUCCUCGUGCACCACAGGGCUUUGCCUUUCCCGCCGCAGGAAGGGGAACUAGCAGUCGCAAACUGGAGCCGGUGCAGAAAGGCGGGUUCUCUUACUUCCUAGCGCAGGGAACCGGCGGGACUACUUAGCGCCUUUCAGUUUAACGCAGACUACACGCGCCUCCGGAUUCUGAACUCAAAUGCUUCCAGAAACUGAAACGUGGAGGAAAUCAAAGCCACGAAGGUCGGGCAGACAGAGCAUCUAGAAGUCUUUAUUCUCUGAGCGCCAAGUCUGCUUGCAAGGAGAGUUCUGCGCAGGAAGAGACUUCUUCCCUCCUGUCUGGCUUAACCAGGAUCCCGAGCCUCAGGUGCCCGCCACAGGACCUGGCUGCAAAGCGGGUGGUGUGCGCAGAAGGGAGGGCUUUGCCACGCACCUGCGAAAUGGACAGCGCCCUCCCCGUGGAGUCGGACCUCUUCCCGAAUAUCUCCACCAACACCUCAGAACCCAACCAGUUCGUGCAGCCAACCUGGCAAAUUGUCCUUUGGGCAGCUGCCUACACGGUCAUCGUGGUGACCUCUGUGGUGGGAAACGUGGUGGUGAUGUGGAUCAUCCUGGCCCACAAGAGAAUGAGGACAGUGACCAACUACUUUCUGGUGAACCUGGCCUUCGCGGAGGCCUCCAUGGCUGCGUUCAAUACAGUAGUGAACUUCACCUACGCUGUCCACAACGAGUGGUACUAUGGCCUGUUCUACUGCAAGUUCCACAACUUCUUCCCCAUCGCUGCCGUCUUUGCCAGUAUCUACUCCAUGACAGCUGUGGCCUUCGAUAGGUACAUGGCCAUCAUCCACCCCCUCCAGCCCCGGCUAUCAGCCACAGCCACCAAAGUGGUCAUCUGUGUCAUCUGGGUCCUGGCCCUUCUGCUGGCCUUCCCGCAGGGCUACUACUCAACCACAGAGACCAUGCCUGGCAGAGUCGUGUGCAUGAUCGAGUGGCCCAACCACCCCGACAAGAUUUACGAGAAAGUGUACCACAUCUGUGUGACCGUGCUGAUCUACUUCCUCCCCCUGCUGGUGAUCGGCUAUGCCUACACAGUAGUGGGGAUCACGCUGUGGGCCAGUGAGAUCCCCGGGGACUCCUCUGACCGGUACCACGAGCAGGUGUCUGCCAAGCGCAAGGUUGUCAAGAUGAUGAUCGUCGUGGUGUGCACCUUCGCCAUCUGCUGGCUGCCCUUCCACAUCUUCUUCCUCCUGCCCUACAUCAACCCAGACCUCUACCUGAAGAAGUUUAUCCAGCAGGUCUACCUGGCCAUCAUGUGGCUGGCCAUGAGCUCCACCAUGUACAACCCCAUCAUCUACUGCUGCCUCAAUGACCGGUUCCGCCUGGGGUUCAAGCAUGCUUUCCGGUGCUGCCCCUUCAUCAGCGCCGGAGACUAUGAAGGUCUUGAAAUGAAAUCCACCCGGUAUCUCCAGACCCAAGGCAGUGUGUACAAAGUCAGCCGCCUGGAGACCACCAUCUCCACGGUGGUGGGGGCCCACGAGGAGGACCCUGAGGAAGGCCCCAAGGCCACACCUUCAUCCCUGGACCUGACCUCCAAUGGCUCCUCUCGCAGCAACUCCAAGACCGUGACAGAGAGCUCCAGCUUCUACUCUAACAUGCUGUCCUAGGCAGCGGGCCCUGCAGCAGGUGUGGCCUUGCUCACCUCUGUCCUGUUUCAUUCACGCAUGAGUACCUCCUUGAUUUGGAAACCAUCAGAAACACCCUAACAUUGGAGGUUUUGGGAAGGGCCAGAAUGGUUUAGAAAAAGCAUCCCAUCCUAAAAUCGAUUUGGAUUCACCCAUGGCAUUGCCAGCCCCCAUGCUGUGUGACCUAAGGCAAACAAGUGAACUUCUCGAAAGCUGUAAAAAAAGAAUCUUAAAUUAGAUUUUCUUUAUGAUUCAUUCUAUGAUUCUAGAAGUGACUUGGACAGCAUGUGGGUACUCCUUUAAGGAUGAAUUCUGCAGCACAGUAGCAGAUCCAACAGAUCUGUUUGCCUGGAGCCUUUGUCUUAUUCAGUAAAGUCAUUCUCAGCCAUCCUCAGAUUAGUGCCCUUCAGCUGGUGGUUCAUAUCACUCCAGCCUUCCGUUGACAGGGUGAACAGAAGAAUGUGUUGCAUAAAAUCUGCAUGGAAGAUCUAACCUCAUCUCUUAAGCACCCAUGGAAAAAAGACAUGUCUGCCCCUAUUUGAUAUCUCAAUAUUUCAUUCAGUUCAUUUAAACAUGAUGGGACUGAGAGCCUCAGGCUCUUCUGCAUUAAGUCCCCCGUGGCCACCCUGAGCAAUCCGUGCAGGCAGAAUGUGUCUACUGAUGCCAGCUAAUGUGUAUUCUGACUGAGUCAGGAGGCACUUGCUAGGCUUAAUCUAUCUGAUCCUCUGUCCUUUUGCAUAAAGCAACGAGGCUGAACUAAAUCAUCUAAGUGUGCCCUAGAAUCUCAGUGCUUUAUGGCUCAGUGAUUGUAUACAUUUUUGUUUGUUUGUUUGUUUGUUUCACCAAAAAAUAGUAGUCACGAAGUAGGAGCAGUGACACCCAUCUCCUGGAGAUACAACAACUGAUAAAACAUGUAAAUAUCCAUCUCAGACAUUCUUCCAUUUACCCUAAAACCCUGAGUACAUUCCUCCUCCCAAAAGAUCUUGGCCUUUGGCAGAGCAGAGGACUUCGUGACAAGGCCUACAUCUCUCCAGCAGGCUUGUGCAGGUGAGCAGCUUGAGAACACCACUGAGGAACAUCAGCAUGUAGUCUUCCUUCUCUGGCCUUUCAGUAUCUUAGGGCAGAGGCACUACCCAGAUUCUUAUCUUUGUGCUAGCAAAAGGCAUGUGGUCAGAAGCCUGUAAAGUGAGACUGCUACACCCUGCAGGUGAACUUCUGGGAUGAGGCAACUUGUAUUUUCCCUCAGUCUCUGAGUAUCCUCUUCCUGUCCCAUAGCUUUGCUGGUCUCCUGUGCAUAAGGGGUAGAGUGACCUACCAACCCCAAGGGAUACUUAGUCCAUCAAGGACAUGAGCUGAAGACUUCCUGUCCCAAUACAGCUCUGGGGUCUCCAGCAAGUGAACACGCAGUUUCUUUCUGACUCCCAGAUCUGUGUCUUAUCCAGAUGUGGCCGGAAGCAAAAGCUUCAUAUGACAUCCAUGAAUGUCUUCCUCAGAGUUGGAAUACCGGAUGCAUCCAUAAUGUUAAGGGGGGAACAAUGCCACCUAUAGGGCUUGCAGCGCACACCUAGAGGAAGGUGUAUAAAAACAGUAUAUGCCAGAAAAAAACUUGAGGACCAUUAUCUGCAAAGCAAUAUGAGAUGUAUCAAAUACACUAAAGAAAGCCAGACUAUGCAGAUCUAUGAGUGUGAACCUAAAUUUAGGGGCAACAAAAUUCCAUGCCUAAAGCAUUAAUUGUACUUCCAAUAGAGAAUUGUACUUCCACUAGAGAAAUGUGCCAUAUGCAGACGUUGAGAAUCGACGUGAUCCUGAGAAGCAUCUAAAAAGGAAGUGUAUAGAGGUGAGGACAAUGCUCACCAUCUGCAGAGAAGAAUGUUAGAGUUGAGUUCAACAAGGAUUCAUUAAGCACCUGCUCCAGACUGAGGCAUGAGCCAGGGACACACAACUCCUGACACUGUGGACAAGCUCAUGGGACCUGCCACUCCUAACUUACUGGUCCUGGUGAAUCCGGCUGCCUAGCAGGGAUGAAGGCAUCUGAGAAGCAGAUUCUUCCCAGGGCAAUGAAGCCAAAGACCGGGACAUUCUGAGAGCCUUUGCUCUGAGAGUUCUCUGAGACAUUCCAAAGGGAGCUACCAGUCAGUCCAUGGGCCUAAGGGAUAUGGCUGAACAGUAUCAUCUCUGUGAAUGAUAACAGGGAGCAUGGGAUGGCUCUGGACAGCUUUGAAUGCAGCAAAAAAUCAGAGAGUGCCAGCAAAACUUCUCUGGCCUCACUCUCCAACAUCCAUUUAAUUUGUAAAUAUGUUGUCAGGCCUCCGUGUGUGAGGAACACCAUGAUUUGCACUGUGCAUGGAUCUCAUUCUUAGUAUAGAGGUGUGUUGUCUGUGUUUAUCUCCUCAGUGUGUUUCCUUGGUGUACUGCCCAAUAGUAAUAAAAUAACAGACAUGA